This is a messenger RNA of Eublepharis macularius, 2883 nucleotides long. RefSeq names its product mucin 15, cell surface associated (gene MUC15). The record is from RefSeq and is a predicted model, not a curated record. The transcript has 4 exons. Lineage: Eukaryota; Metazoa; Chordata; Lepidosauria; Squamata; Eublepharidae. The coding region runs from base 157 to 1092 and encodes 311 amino acids.
AACACCGACACAUUUACAUUACCUCUAUUCUACAGUUUUCAACAUUGUGGACUAUUUACACUCACCGCAGUGGGAGAGUAAUUUCUACACUUCUUAAGUAUUAUUAUUGAUCUAAAAAGGCUGUCUGCUGUAUCAAGAAACAAGUAUUGUGAAACCAUGCUCAUCUUCCAAAGAUUCAUGUUUAUGUUGCUGUUGGCUAGUUUACAGUGGCCUAAAAGUGAAGCUGUCAAUGCAACAAGCACAGACCUCACAAGCAGUAUAAAGAGCACUGCCAGCACAUCUACUACUAGCUUAUCUAUUGUCACAUCACCAGCAGUCACUCAUCACAGCGAAACAAGUGCAGAAAAAAAUGAUGCUCAAAGCAACAGCAUAACUCCAAGGUCUCCUACACAGCAACCGGAUUUUUCAAAAGAAAAAAUCACUCAAUCUUUUACAAGUGACAACAGAAAGUCAUCUCCAUCAGAGAGGCCCACAACCACAAGCAACUUGUUGACAAUCUCUGAGAGCUAUGUUGAUACAACAUACACAAAACCAUCAGAAGCAGUACCAAACAGCUUCACCACAACCACUGAUGAUGUCAGUUUUACUAAGAUGAUCUCCCCCAAUGACGCUCCAACAAAUGGUGUAACGGUUUCUCCCAGUGAUGACACAUCAGCCACAUUAUUGGCCACUAGCAAUAAUGCCAAAACAGUCUUAAUGACAAAUGUACAAACCACAGGCCUGCACCCCAAAUUUACUGACAACUCUGCAGAAUCACGAGAACCCAAAAAAGAGGAUCACAGCAAUGGAGGAGUAAUAUUUGGUGCCAUUGUUGGAGCUGUGCUUGGAUCUGCAUUAAUUGGUUUGGUUGGUUACUUCAUGUGUGCGAAGAGAAAAUCUGAAGGAUUUGUACAUCAGAGACUUUAUGAUGACACAAGAAGUGAUCCAGUUCUGCGACUGGACAAUGAAUCUGAGUCUUAUGGUGCGCACGUUGCAGAUUUGUCAUACUACAAUCCUAUGAUGGCUAAUGAGACAAUGGUCCAAAACAGCAAUGCAAGACCAUAUGAUGCUAUUCCAAUGGAUGACAUGACAUCAUCACCACAUUCAUCAUAAAACUACAGAAAUUGCUGUAACUUUUAAAAACUCGACUUCAUGUAUUCUUUUUAAAGAUAGUUCAAUGAUGGUUGGUUGGGGAGGUUUUUUGGCUUACUGAUAUGCCAAGUUUUGGAUAGUGUAAGAGAAACAAAGCCUGCUAGCCAUGGUUUACAAAUUCAUAUAUCUAGUAUCAUAUUUAUGGUUCAACUAUACUUUGGAUUAUAUACACAUCCGCAUCACUGGACUACUCAGCAUUUGUUGACUCCUAGAUGACUCCUACUUGGAAAAGCAUUGAGUUGUAUCCUACCACAGGAGGAGUGAUUUCAUCCACUUUCCUUCUCUAUGCAGUCCACUCCCCCUAACUCAUGCAAUCCCAACCCCAUGUUUAUGCGAAUAACAGAAGAUUGUUACAGAAAAUGUAGAAUGAUGUCUGAGGUGAAGUGAAAUAAUAAGAAAUGUAUGUGGGUUUUGUUCUAUAUCAUCUAUACGCACAAGGUACCCUGUGAUGCUGUGUACUCAUGAAGUUAUGAGCACACAUAUAUGAACCUGCCCUUAAGUCAAAGCUUUUCUUCAUUUGUAUCAUAACUUUGGGUGGCUAUUAGCCAUGAAGGAAUAAUGUAUCUUUCUUGAUUUCAUUAUGCUUCUGAAUAUCAGAUGCUGGACAAAGAAGAAAGGACAGCUAUCUUUUUUUGCAAAUAUCAAAAGGCAUCUGACUAUUGGUUGUUUAAAAACAUAUGGCUGGAAUAGAUGGAUUGUGGUUUGCUCUAGCAAAGCAAUUGUUUUAAUUUUUUAAAGGCAAACAGGAAAAAAAUCACCUUCAUUCAAUAUAUCGAAUACUUUUGCCACAGUUCAUUAGUAAAAGUAUCCCCUUUACUCCAGUGUAUGCACUUUCAUUACAUAGAAAAGUAUAGUUGGCACAAAUUCAAGUAUAUUUAUGGUCCAUAGUUUUUCAUAUCAUUGAUUGUUAUUGCUUAAUAUAAAGAUGAUUUAGUCAAAGAAACAUACAAAAGCUUUAUAAAUGGGACUAGAAGAAGCAAAAGGAGAUGUUGGUAAACUAUAAUCCUCCUUACUGCACUAGUUAGCAUUAUCUGCAGAGCCAUUUAGAAUGUACAACAUGUCCAUGUGGAAAGAACAAUUAACUUCAUUUUUCUUUUGGGGUAAAAAACACUUUAAAGGGAUCCAGAAAAGUCUAAGAAGCCCUGGUAAGGAACCAUAUAAAGAUAGAGGAAGGUAUUGACCUCACUGGUCCCAUGUUGUUGGAAGGUAAAACUAAAUUUUAGUCUCAGACAUGUUCAGAGUUACAAGCAAGCUUACCUGACCAUCCUGGUUUAUGUCUACAUAUAUUACAUGGUGUAGUUGUGCAUAGUGUAAGAUACCCUGUAAUUGCUGAGCAUCCAGGCAUGUAUCAAAAGAAGUUAUCAAAAUUAUUCUGGAGUGUGUGCUAAGUAAAUUGCUGUCAGUCCUUGGCAGUUCAAUCCCAAAGCCCCUCACAAGCAAGCAUGCAGGUGUCUUGGAUAAAGUAACUUUAUUAAGGCUCCAUCAGUACAAGGCCUUCUUUACUCUAAGAUUGUCAUUGGCAGAAGUGAUCAUUCAAACAGAGACUAACUAGAUAUAGGGAGAUUUUCCUGCCCUGGGGUUUGUUGCAUUCUGGCGUGAACAUCCCAGAGCUUCGGGAGAAUUGAUAAGAGCAUUUUAAACACAGCACAGUGUUGUCAUUUUUGUCUGUGAGAAUAGCUACAUGUUUCGUUACACAUCUGGCCUCCAAGGCCAUUCACUGCUAAAAAUAAAAGUACAUAAUUAUAACUGGUA